AUUUUUCUCUUUUUCAAGCCAGGGAGUUUAUGUGAGAUCAUUUUUGUGAGUCAUGCGUGGCAAAGAUGAACGAAUACGAACUGUAUUGGAUACUUUGCGUAUUGAUGUAUCGGAACCUCUAUUGGAGAAACUGCGAACGCUUGCAAUCGGUCCUGGUGGGCUUCUCAAAGAUGAUUUCCGGCGGGAAGCUUGGCCAUUGUUUUUGGGAGUUCACAAAAAAUGUAAGCGGAGAAUUCGGGACGGUGUGCUAACGGAUCAUGGACCAGAAGCAGCGUCUGGUACUUGGGCAUAUCAAGUUGAAAUGGAUGUUCGGAGAACUCUGAAGAGAUUUCCUCCUGGAAUCGAUGAUGUCACUCGCGGGGAUUUACAGAAGGUCCUGGUGUCGCUCAUGUGUAAACUUCUGAAAGCUCAUCCGGAAAGACAUUAUUAUCAAGGUUUCCACGACAUGGCGUUGACGGUGCUUCUGGUGAUGCGGGACCCAGAGAAUGCUUAUGUUGUUAUUGAAGCAUUGAUGUUGAAGCAUUUGAGAGUAUUUAUGAAACCAACCAUGUUGGAAACUGCUUCGUUACUUGGUUGCAUCUUGGCUGUGAUAGAGCGAGAAAAUCGACAGUUGUACAUGCAUCUUCUGCGGUCAAAUGUCGGAACUACUUUCAGCUUACCCUGGGUAUUGACGUGGUUCAGUCAUUGCCUCGACGACUACGAGCUCGUUGUCCGUGUUUUCGACGCCUUUCUGAGCAUCGACGUUUCGACUGAAGAAGAGGCCGUUUAUUAUCCUCUCGCUGUGUCAGCCACGGUGAUCUUGGAGAAUGCCGCGAAGAUACUGAGCACUGAAUGCGAGCUUUCUUCGCAACACGCUGCUUUAUCCCCGCUGCCGCAGUCUGUGGAUUGGGAUUCGAUUCUUGAGAAAGGAUGGCGUGUCAUGGGGAAUCAUUCCUUUCAAACUGUGAUGAAAGGCGCUGAAACGUACAGGAGGAGGGCAGACAUGCAGUUGGAUGGAGUUGCAUGGCAGACACCAGGUCUGUGGGAGGCAGUGUGGUGCGUGCUACCUUUCCAAGGCACCAAGUUUCACCCUGCUGAGUGGCCCCCGAUAGCGAGGGCUGCGUUUUUCGGGGAACGCUUGGUUAGCGGGAAAAUUCUCGAUCUCCCGACAUACAUGAUGAUUACCCAUUCAUCUGCACUGAUCGUGUCUCUCGUGUUACCAGCUAUUGUGGCUGGAUUGAAGGCUAGCGAUUGUGAAGUAUGCUUCAAAGUUAUCGACGACUUCCGGGCUACUUUAUCAGAUGAUGAAUUGAAGAAUACAAAAGUCAUAGAGAAGAAAUUCGUCGACUACUGCGAAGACAAAAAAGGAAAAGAAAAUCGCUUUUGUUACUACUUGGGAGGAUUGGAAGAGUCAGCUACCGGUAUUCUAACAGAAGUCUCGAAGCCGUUGUCGUAUUCACUUCCGACCGAGAAAUUAUGUGAAAAGCUGAAGAAAAAGGACGCUCAAAUCUGCGAGUUGCGGUUUGACAAGCAGAUCGAUUUUAAAACCGUCGAUCUGAAGAAGCUCAAGGUGCGCGAUCUCCGUAAAAUCCUCAACGAUUGGGGCGAGGAUUGCGAUGGUUGCAUCGAGAAGGCGGAAUACAUCAAGCGGAUAGAAGCCCUAAAGCCCAAAUACGUGAAGGAAGAACUUUGAUUUUAUUUUGUUUGAUUAGGGAAAUUAGUUUUUAAGUUCCCGGUUUCUUUUCGCGAUGUGAUAUUUGUUCCUUCACUUCGUUCGGGUCACGUGAAUAAGUUGUUUUAUUUCAUGGAGACUUACGUUGUGCAUUUAUUUUUCCACAUUCUCAACCCGGUGAUUUCUUCCUAUCCAUUUUUUCGUGAACGUCGUUACAGAUCAACUUGCGGACUUCGAGAUGACGUCUAGGCUGAUGAGAUUCAUCGGUAGGAAAAGCGUUGAUUUAGAAAUGUGGAUCGUGAAAUUGAACUUUUUUUUUAGACAUAGGAGUUAAUCUCACGGAUUCAAUGUUCAAUGGUAUUUAUGGCGGAAAGGAGAAGCACGUGAGCGAUUUUCAGCAGGUCCUUGAAAGAAGCUGGGAAGCAGGUGUUGAGAAAAUGAUCAUCACCGGUGGCUCUUUAACGGAUAGUGAAGCAGCCAUUGAGUUGUCGAAGAUCGAUGGUGAGAUCUAUGGAAAAUCCUUUUUGUUAGGGGGAAAAAGAUUGUUUACCGUUUAUAUACAGUACAUGGUUUUUUCUCUAUGUGAAAGCUUGGUCUCUUUGAAGAUUGCGGGUUAGUAAAUCUUCUGCUAUUCAUCUGAAAGGUCAAGUGUUUCUUCGGAAUUUCGGAACUUUUUGCUAUGCUUAUGUUAUUGAAGGUGAGACAUCAUCCGCUCACUGUUCUGACGUUUCUCAACACAUAUUUAUGAAUUUGAUACCAAAUUUUUAAAAUAAGGGUACUGGUACUGUAAUUAUAUGCAUGCCCAGUAACUACUGUACUUUAUUUACUGGAGUUCCACGUGCAACGCGCAUCUGAAUUUUUCAUUCCAAAAUUUUGAUAAAAAUGUAUCCACAACUUGGAUGCGCACCCCAUUUUUUGAUACUGUAAGUUGAAAUAUUUUGAAAAUAAAAUACAUCCCAAUUUAAAUUGUUGCCUGAAUUUUUAUUAAAUUGAACGUUCCAUAAUUUUCAUUCUUGAAAAGCUUCAGUUUUACUUUCACUAAAGCUGUAUAGAGCUACCUUUUUUUCCUAUUUAUUUAAAUGAAAAAAAAAAACUGGCACACGUAGUACUUGAAUAAUACAGGUAUAUUACUGGGGCAACUUGAUGGAAAUGGAGGUCGUUCAGGAAUUUCAACUCGCUUCUUUUUUGCAUCGGUUUCCAGAGCGAUUAUUUGCAACCGUUGGUUGCCAUCCCACCAGAUGCGGAGAAUUUGACGCUUCAGGCGACCCCGAGGCUUACAUGGAAAGUCUUCUGAAGUUGAUCAUUGAAAACCGCGACAAGGUUGUAGCGGUGGGAGAAAUUGGUCUCGAUUUCGACCGCACUCAGUUCUGUCCUAUUGAAGUUCAAAAAAAGUGAGAACACAUCUCGGUAUAUGCUGUAACGCACCUUAAUUUUUUAGGCACCGUGUUCGUGAAAAAUCAAUCCCGCGUCGGAUGGGUCGCCUGGUUUUCGAUACGAAAUUAAUUUACAGUAUUCUAAGAAGUAAACGCUGAAGUUUGAAAUUUAGUCUGAUCUUGAGCCGAAAUGUAUAUUUUUAUACAUCCUAGUCUCUACAACAAUUAUUGUUUCAACCUCUCUGCAUUUCUUUUCAUUCAUGACGUGCACCAAAACUUAGCAGACAAAAUUUAAUAGAAUUGAGUGAGAUGCACACCCCACUUUUUUGCUUAAAUUUGAAGAGAAAAGUGUGGUGCUUGAUUGUACGCUAUAUGGUAUAUUUGCGGUGCCUCAGUUGAUGGACUUUAUACUCUAGUAUACUACUUCGGGAAGUUCUCACGCAGCAAAUCAAAUUUCGCUCGUAGAGGAAACCAUAUCCUUUCGCGGUCGAAUAUCCUCGUUAGUUCGGGUCGUUAAGCGAGUCGUCUGAUAUCCCAGGUACCUUUGCAGUUUUGAUAAUGUAUGUGGAUUUCUAGGUAUUUUGAGCAACAAUUGGUGUUGGCUGAGAAAACGAAGCUUCCUUUGUUUCUUCACUGUCGAGCCGCGAGGAGAGAUUUGUGUGAAAUUCUGGAGCGGAAGCGGAAUUCAUUUACGGCCGGAGUUGUUCAUUCCUUCGACGGAUCCUCGGAGGAUGUUCCUGAAAUCAUGAAAUUGGGACUGCAUAUUGGUAUCAAUGGAUGUUCUCUGAAAACAGAGGAAAACCUGGCAGUUGUGAAAGAAAUUCCGGUGAGCCGUCUGAUGCUUGAGACAGACGCCCCUUGGUGUGGCAUAAGGAAAACGCAUGCUGGCUACAAGCACCUAACUACCCUGAUAAAAAUGAAGAAGAAAGAAAAAUUUGAACUUGGUCUCCAAGUGGAUGGAAGGAAUGAGCCCUGCAAUAUCAAGCAAGUGGCUGAAAUCGUUGCUGCUGUGAAGUCUGCUGAUCAAGACCUUUUUUGUGAUGAAAUAUUCGCUAAUACUUCGAAUGUGUUUUUUACUUCCGUGAAAUUUGAUGAUCCGAAGUUCGACGAGAAUUGAAAAUAAAUAAGUUUUGCUAUAAUUCCUGGGCGAAUUUUCCCAGUUCUA
Molecule: messenger RNA, 4189 nt
Organism: Notodromas monacha
Lineage: Eukaryota; Metazoa; Arthropoda; Ostracoda; Podocopida; Cyprididae
Source: the annotation of a GenBank genome assembly